Psilocybe cubensis is the source of this 2796-nucleotide messenger RNA. RefSeq lists its product as uncharacterized. The record is from RefSeq and is a predicted model, not a curated record. Lineage: Eukaryota; Fungi; Basidiomycota; Agaricomycetes; Agaricales; Agrocybaceae. The transcript has 6 exons. The coding region runs from base 1 to 2796 and encodes 931 amino acids. Gene Ontology annotation, molecular function: 3',5'-cyclic-nucleotide phosphodiesterase activity. Gene Ontology annotation, biological process: signal transduction.
AUGUGCCGUGCGAUCCAUUUGGAGGCUGCCCAAGCGCAAGCCCCAUCGCCCGUGCAAAAGCAGUCUCCCGCCGUUCUUGCACAUACUCAUGCGUACCCCCGCGACUGGCGCAGGCGUAGUGCAGAUGUAGGUGGGCUCGCGCGUGCGCUUGCGAGUGCUGCUGUGAGUAUGAACGGGGGUGGUAUGGGGGAGGACGACGAGCUGAGUGGGUUUGGCGGUGCGAUGGGUGGUGUGCAUGGCGAGGAGGAGUGGGGUGCGGGUGUGCAGGGCCAGGGAUGGAUGGGAGGCGAGCCGGGAGAGAUUGCGACGGAGUACGCAGAGCUGCUCAGCGACAUGUAUACGCAGACAAUGAGCUCUGUGAAUGAUAAUAAUGUCGAGACCCUCCCGCCGUCCAUUUCCGACUCGAAGCGUACCAAGCUCAUCUGGGCGCUUGACCGCUGGCACUUCGAGCCUCACCUGCUCGAAGAGGACGAGGUGAUUGCAUGCACCAUCCUGAUCUUCGAGGCGCUCUUCCGAGUUGAGGGUAUGCAGGAGGCCGUCCCAGUGUCCAUGCAACAAAUAACCUCCUUCAUCCACCAUUUGCGGCGCAUCUACCGCUACGAAAACACAUACCACAACUUUGAACACGCACUCGAUGUUCUGCAAGCUACACAAUCGUAUCUCAAGUCGGCCGGCGUUGUACCUCCCCCGUCUUUCCUCCUUGAGGCACCUGGCCGCCGAUGGACCCCUCGCAAGGGCUUGAACGACGGUGGCGGGACCUUGAUCGCGAGUCUGGGAAGGAGAGAGCUGUUCAUGCUGUAUGUCGCCGCGAUUGGGCACGAUGUGGGGCAUCCAGGGUUUUCUAACCAUUUUAUGAAAAACGCACAUACGCCUCUCGCGCAGCUCUACCCAUCUGGCUCUGCGCUCGAGCAUCUGCACAUCCAGCUUCUGCUGCGAGUCAUGCGCGCGCACGGGCUGGCGUCCGUGCUGCUCGACAGCCCCGCAGACGGCGCGCACCUGCGGAAGGUGCUCGUGCAGAGUGUGCUGGCAACGGACAUGGGGGUACACGAUGCGUUCAUGGAAACGCUAAGGAACUGUGUUGAAGGUGGUAAGGGCAGCUUGUGUCACCGCCAGAUUGUGUUGUGCCAGGCAAUUUUGAAGAAUGCGGAUAUUAGCAACCCGACUCGCCCCUUCCUCGUAUCCAAACACUGGGCCUCCUUGCUCUCGCAUGAGUGGUCUGCUCAAGCAUCUCUCGAGUCGUCUUACCACCUCACGCCAACCGUUCAACCAUUCUCCGCUUCUCCCCGCGCACUUGCAGCCUCACAGAUUUUCUUCAUUUCGCGCUACGCCAAGCCGCUCUUGGAAUUGACGGAGAAGGCUGUCCCAGAGAUGCGCAUGUAUAGGGAGUGGUGCAGGAAGAAUUUGAAGGAAUGGGAGCAACGAAAGAGAGGUGUGGAAAAAGAGGAAAAGGAGGAGCAAGAGAGGGAAGAGAAGGCGCGCGAGAGGGAGGAGAGGCGGCGAAGAAAUAGGGGUCUGGAGACAGACGCAGAUGACGGCAGUAUGGGUACCGGGACAAGUGCGAGCCCCAGUGCGGUUUCGAGUGUACCGUCGAGCAUUCCUUCGACACCGGGCAUGCAGCCCACCGCUGUGCCUGUGUCCCUGCAAGCCGCUGUCGCUGCCGUGAACGCGUCAGGCGGCUCGGCAGCAGGAACGACACCGACACCGACCCCGUUGCCACUCACCCACAACCAAAGUUACCUCCCGCCACCACCGCCACAGCUGAUCAUGACACCCGGCUCGCCGCGUAUACCCGGAUUCACGUCCGCGUUCCCACUGACGCUGCCCACACACCACCCCCCUGCGCUCGCGCUGUCGGUCGUCUCAUCUACCGCGUACUCUUCUUAUCCCUCUUCAUCCCGCUCGUCAUCGUCGGCAAGCUCAUCCGUGGGCUCAGAAAAGGCGCGGGUAAAUGGUGUGGGUGUGGAAGACGCGUUGUUGACCAUCCCGAUUCCACCUUCAUCUCCUUCGUUCUCAGUCUCGGAUGACGCGUCCGAGGCCGCAUCUGUGCCCUUCUCGCCUUUGAGCGAGACCUCGGGGUCAUUUGCCACGCGAGCUGCGGGUGGGUCGACGCCUACGCAGAUUCCGCCUCUGAGUGUGCAUGCUCUCGGCGGCAGUCUCGCCGUAAAUGGAGGAUAUGGCCAUAGCAAGCAGUCGGCAGCGGUGACUGCACAAGCGGCGGCACGGGCGUUGCGUGCUGCGAGUAAGGCUGGGUCGAUGCGGAAGCGUAGCCAGAUGAAUUUGAAUGCGAGUGCGCACGCGCAUGCACAUGCGCUUGAGAACUUGACGAUGAGUAUGCGGUUUGUUGGGGUUAAUGGUGGUGGUGGCGGUGGCGAUGAAAAUGUUAACGGACAUGGAUUGGCGAAUGGAGUCAUUGAGGACGGGAAAGCGAACGAGCCCCUACCACCACCUUUGGUCGAUAAAUUCGCUACGGUUGGGCGUAAGAUUAAGGCCAAGACGCGUACCAAUGUCAGAGCGGCAAGGAACUCGUGGUGUGCAGGGACAAGUGGUGUCGGGUUUGGAAAUGUUUUCUUUGGAUUUACCAAUGUUGGCUCAAGCGUGGAUGGAAAUGCACAUGCCACCGCGAAUGGCAGCGAGAUUUCGAAUGCAGGGAGUGACGAGGACAAGGACAGUGAAAAAGACGUCAAUGGGAGCGGACCGCCACCUUCGUCUGCGCCUCCGAACGUCGGGGUGGGGACGGCUGGGGGUGCCCUGAAGCCGCUUCCGUUGAAGGCCAUGAAGCUGCAGGUCUCGCCGUGA